Molecule: messenger RNA, 5105 nt
Organism: Anastrepha obliqua
Lineage: Eukaryota; Metazoa; Arthropoda; Insecta; Diptera; Tephritidae
Gene: Achl
Exons: 1
Coding region: 1238-4267 (1009 amino acids)
Cellular component (GO): nucleus
Molecular function (GO): mRNA binding
Source: RefSeq, a predicted model, not a curated record
UCGUUGCAUGAACUUGCCUAACAAAACGGGACAAUUAAUUCUCGCUAUUCGCGCAACAAACAAUCGCACCUAAACGUUUGAACUUGAAUUUUACAAAAAACAAAGACACAACCAAACAACUUACCCAAAUACAUAAAUAUCGUACGUGUGCAAGUACUUACAUUUGGAUAUCCGUAAUUUUUCAACGGACUGCGGAAAUAUACAUAGUGUGUGUGUGAAUGCCUGCGUUUGUGCAUUUGUAUUAGCCCAAGUGUUGCUAGUGUUGCGAUAUAAUACCCUCAAUCAGUCAAUAGCACGCGACUAACAUUUUUGAAGACGAACCGGCUGAGCAGGCCGCAACUGGCAAAAGAAGAAGACAAAACGGCCGCAACAACAAGAAAUAAAAAGUAAACAAACGAAACUGAAAACUACCUACUCGUGCUGGUGUGCCAUAUUCAGUGAAAUAUAUUGCACUUGAUACUCGUAUUGUAAUCGCGAAUCGGUUAUCUAAUAGAAGCAAGUGGGUGCGCGCCAAUGCAUGACCUAGAAAAACGGCUGUGGUAUUGAGAGUACAGUGGCAAAGUGGAUGAUUCGUAAGCGGCUCAGAAAGAAAUGAAUAAACUUUUCAUUCCAGGCACGUUCAUUUAGCCAAGUCGCAACAUACAGGCUACUGUAUGGUAGUAAAAAAUAUUAACUGUAUUAAAAAGCAAAGAUUUAUUUAACGGAUUUUUAGAUUCACGAACGCUUGAAUGAACUGAAACAAAAACAUUAGAAAAGUUGCAUUGUUUGAAUUUGGCACUGUUGACUAUAAUAAACUCCUAAAUACUCCCAGUGUAUGAGUGACUUUUGUUAUCGUACAAACAGCAAUAAACAACAAAGCGUGUCAAUGAGCGCGAAAGUAAAAGUAUUGCGAGCAGGAUGAGCUUAGCCAUUUGCAGCUAAUAAACAAUUGAAGGAAGUUAAGAAAGCAAAAAUAGUGAACACUUGAACUAAAUGAACACUGACGCUUUGGUGGAGUGCAAGGCUUUACGCGCAGAUACAAAAGGAGUCUGCUAACCAUACAGAACGCAAACCAUUAGCCAGCCACCAUUAGUGUUUUACUGCCAGCAAAUAGGAUCUGUGAUAAUAAAGAAAAGUAAAAUCAAAGUCAAUAUAAAUCAAAUAUAAAAAAGAUAUAUAAAUUUGUGAAUAUAAAAAUAUAUAAAAAGAAAUCCUAAUUGAUACCGCACUUUACCUGUGAACACUGAAACUGAAGAAGAUGAGUGAUAAUUCCAGCAGUCAAUUUGGACACGGGGAGGCCUCUUCGGGCCACGAAGCCAACGCUGGGUAUAAACAAGUUGAUAGUGCACGGCAAAUUAAUGCGGGUCAGGGAAAUGGUGGUCAUACAUUUGUCGUAACAACGGUAAUUACUGAAUCUCUUACAAAAAUGGAAAAUCAAGCUUGCAACACAAGCGAUUCUAGAGUUCAAGAUAAUCUGAAUGGAAUUAACCCUUAUGACCUACCGAAAAACGAGGUAGACCCUAACUCAGUUUCAGCUCUUCCCUCAAGCUCAAAAGUAUUACAAAACUCGAAUAUGUCUAAAGCGAUUGUUCCUAUUUCUUCCUCAUUACCAUCCAAAUUGUUGCGCUUUCAUGCAAAACGCUCGGCUCAAGCUCUGCUGCAGCAGGUCGGACAGUCGCAGUCUUUAGACUCACAGUUUGGCAGCGAUGAAGGUGCCGUAGGUGGUUGUGACUAUGAAACAAACAACAGCCCAGAUGUGUUCGAUAUGCCCAUUCCACUGGCAGCCACACAUGCGCCACUUCCGCCAAGCAACACACCGGUUGAGUGUUAUGAGGAUAAGUUAAUUGAUGUUGGCAUGGGCUCCUCCAUCGAAGACUCCGAAGAGUCAGAAGAGGACGAUGAACUGAAGCCACUUGCGAUAGAUAAUCACGUUUUGCACGACGUUGUCUUAAGUCCAUCCAUUGUAGAGAAUGAAAACAUAUCAUGCGUUGCUAAUACUAUUGCACCUGCCACAGCUGUCUUAAGCGAAGCAAAUUUGGAAAAAUUCCAUAAAAAUCAGAGUCCACAUCAACACCAUCACAGUAAUUAUUGCCGUCAAAUGGAUAAUAUCUAUUUACACCCAAACUUUAAAUUGGAACCUGAUACUAAUGGGGAUGAUAUUCCAGAGGUUUCACCUCCGCCAGCUGUGGCUCCAGCUAAUUCACCUACUGAACCUAAACGCAUGCACCGUUCAUUUUUGACAAUGAAGAAACCUUCGAUAUCAGAAGAAACAGAAUCUGAAAAAAGUACUGCCAAACCUUUCAACGCCACAUCUGUGUCGUCUGCUGUGGAAAAUGUCACUAAACCUGACCUAAGAGCUGACCAAACGCUCACUAAUGAGAUUGAUACACUGGAUCCAGCAUUGAUACCAAGUGAUGAAUUGGCUGCCGAUAUCACAGAAGCUGUGGAGUUUUACUUCUCAAAUGAAAGUAUACUCAAAGAUGCGUUCCUCCUUAAGCAUGUGCGCCGCAACAAGGAGGGCUUUGUCAGUCUGAAGUUGGUAUCCAGCUUUAAACGUGUUCGACAAUUAACCAAGGAAUGGAAAGUUGUUGGCGACGCUUUGAGGCGUAAGUCUCAUAAGAUUGAACUGAAUGAUUUGGGUACAAAAGUGCGUCGUAUUGAUCCGCUGCCUAAUUUCGAUGAAACCAUGCCCUCACGCACUGUCGUCGCCUGUGAUUUACCACUCGAUAAACUUUCAAUUGAAAAAGUAUCUGAAAUAUUCUCCAAAUGUGGAGAGAUUGCAUUAAUACGUAUACUAAAACCUGGCAUGGCGAUCCCAGUAGAUGUUAGACAGUUCAUGAACAAAUAUCCUGAAGUUCAACAAAAAGAGUGCGCCCUUGUUGAGUACUUAGAAUCUUCGUCGGCACGUGAAGCCAAAAACUUGCAGGGCCCAUUUCAAGUAUACGAAAUGGUGGCUCCCAAAAAGAAGACGGGUAAGAAAGCCAUAAUACAGAUAGCCACACCAGUUGCACGCAUGGUGGAGAAUUAUCGCUACUAUAAUGACGCUACAUACGAACGUACACGCGGAGGUAGUUUCAGCGGAGUGAUUCCACAUGACGUGACAGAUCUGCGUUACAAACUGAGACGCUUCAAUUCAGACAUUCAUCCUAAGCCACUGCCGGAGCCUCACCACAACAAUCACAGCGGCCAACCGCAUUAUCAUCAUCAGCCGUAUAAUAUGCACGGCGCACAACAUCGCGGCAGCUUCGCCAGUGAGCACUCGCAUCAAUUUCAGGUAUAUCAGCCACGUGCGGCCAACAACAGCGAGCCGGCGUCUGUCGGCUCAUCUGCGCCCGACAACAACAAUAACGCUGGUGGCUACUUUUACGCCUACUCACCACGUCGCUACAGCAAUAAUUCAACUAUCUCUGCCAGCUCGAAUGCUGUCGUUGAUGCUUCCGUAAAUACAUCACAAAUUAGCGGCAAUAACAUUAACAAAACGAAUGCCAACAACUCAAGCAGUAACUUGGCACGACGAUUGUCAAAUUGUUCGGACAAUUAUUCAACUUUUUCGGACUCUCGACGACCAUCGAACUGUUCGGAAAACGUGUCUCAACGGCGCGAUUCCAAUUGCUCCGAAAACUGCCCAUGCUCUAGACGUAUUUCCGAUUUCGGCCAAACUGAAGUUUACCGAAAAAUUUCUCAAAGCUCUACCGGCAGUGGUGGAGAGCGUCGUUUCUCUAACGGUUCCAUGCAAUUUGAGCGUACAUUUUCUAAUCCAACCGAUGUAAACAGCAACGGAAACAACAACUUUCCACGCCGUAUGUCUAAUGACUAUAACUUUGAGCACCGCAAACAAUCAGUGGACACCCAAACCGACACGCCAUAUGACGACCCCAAUGUUGGUGGUGGCGGCGGUGGUUACAACGUCUUUCCACGUCGUUAUUCGAAUAACUUCAAUGUAGCCAACAAAAUGGCUGCAUAUGACAACGCGCAGUACAUCAAUGGUCGGCGUAUUUCAACUGAUUCCGGUUAUGAUCGACGCUACUCGUUCGGUUCCGAAUAUGAAGGCUCGCCACGUUCGCGCACCGGAAGUUUCCUAAACAAUUACAAGCAUGGUGUUGAUUUCGAUGGGCAACCACGUUCACGAACUGGAAGCUUCCUCGACAACUCACCACGUUCUCGUUCAGGAUCAUUCGCACAAAGAAACUCGGAGAAUCUAGUGCGUACGCCGAUAGGGCCAGAUGGUAGCAAAGGCUUCGCUGGACGUGCUAGAAAGUUCGGGCAAACCAUCUCCCCCGUAAAUUAAGUGUCAAAAAAAAAAAAAGAAAAAAUAGAUUUUCGUUGAUAAACUUAUACGUAAUUUUAAAAAUCUAAUACCUUCAAAUAUUUGUAUAUGCCUUAGAUAUUUAUUUAGACAAUCAUGCGUACAAAAAGUUGAGAAGGAUAAGGUAGUUUAUUGUUGUAAUUCGAAUUUAUUUUUUGUUCUAUCUAAAGCGGCAGUGCUUAGGGGUAUGAUUAGCGCUUCAAUUAUUAUUUUUUACAUCAUGCACGAGUAGAUUUUAUUUGUAUUGUAUGAAAGGGAAAUUUCACUAAUACAAAUGUACAGUGUCGAACAAAAUUAGGUAUACUACGCACUGAUGUAUGUAGUGCUUGCAAAUCCUUUUAGUAUAGCUUAACUUGAAAUACUUAUAAGGAUCAUAGAAAUUGUUAAUUUGAGGGUAAAAAAAUAAAUUUAUGACAACUACGCGCUCCAUUUAAAUAAUCGAAAUGCUUAAGCUACUUUUGAAAACAGACUUUAACUUGAAUAAAUUAAUUUUUAAACUAGCGGAUUUUUCUAAUUAAUGAUGUUGUCAUUCUUCAGCUCUAUAUUUAGCUACGCAUUUAGCACUGAAUAAUUCAAGGUGGCGCAAAAUUAAUCAUCCAAUUUUGUUUUUAAUAAACUUUUUUACUAAAUAAAAAAUCGUUUUAAGUGGCGGAAGGCUUUAUUUGGACGUUUAUGCGCUCCAGUGCUUGCCUGUUUGUUUACUUCAUCUGCCUCAAGGCGCAUCUAUUAAAGGGGGUGCCACUAGACGAACAGCACUGUUUCGUACGUUUGAUUAUCACGGCAAAGUAUUGGCAGAGUAGAAAACAAAGAAUGAAUUCGC